Molecule: messenger RNA, 817 nt
Organism: Empidonax traillii (willow flycatcher)
Lineage: Eukaryota; Metazoa; Chordata; Aves; Passeriformes; Tyrannidae
Exons: 4
Cellular component (GO): cytosol
Molecular function (GO): hydrolase activity, acting on carbon-nitrogen (but not peptide) bonds, in cyclic amides
Source: RefSeq, a predicted model, not a curated record
CUCUCUCUCAUCCCCUCUCCAGUGCCAUCAAUCAGCCCUUUCCCCCCCCUCCCCCGCGAGGAGGGUCCGCACCGGCGAUGCCCCAGAGCCCGGGGAGCUGAGUCAGCAUCGCCGCUCCAUCCCCACCGACCCCAUCCCGGCUGCUCCCGCCCUCCGGCUCCGCCGCGCUGGGAAAAGGAGAGCACCCGAGCCAUGGCUGAGAGGAAGCAGAACGGGCGGCAGGGCGAGGAAGAAGAGGUGCCAGCCUUCUUCAAAAACCUGGGCUCGGGCAGCCCCAAGCCCCGGCAGAAAUUCUGUGGCAUGUUCUGCCCGGUGGAAGGCUCCCUGGAGAACAAGACCAUCGACUUCGACUCGCUCUCGGUGGGCCGGGGAUGCAACAAAGUGGUGGCGAAGCAGAAGGACGUUGCCCACCUGGGUCCGGAUGCUCAGUCCGUGUAUUCCAGGCAGAGCGGGAAGGGAGGGGAACCAUCUGUUGAUUUCGGGAGAAAGGUGGAGAUCAGGAGUGCCACGGGGAAGGAGGCGCUGCAGAACCUGAACGACAAGAGCGAUCGUCUGCUGAUCAAAGGUGGUAAAAUAGUUAAUGACGACCAGUCUUUUUAUGCAGACAUUUACAUGGAGGAUGGGUUGAUAAAGCAAAUAGGGGAGAACCUGAUUGUGCCAGGGGGGGUGAAGACCAUCGAAGCCCACGGCAGGAUGGUGAUUCCCGGAGGGAUUGAUGUCCACACCCGCUUCCAGAUGCCGGAGCAGGGCAUGACAUCUGCUGAUGACUUCUUCCAAGGGACCAAGGCAGCCCUGGCUGGAGGCACCACCAUGAUCA